Messenger RNA from Psilocybe cubensis, 1452 nucleotides. RefSeq lists its product as uncharacterized. The transcript is spliced from 2 exons. The record is from RefSeq and is a predicted model, not a curated record. The coding region runs from base 1 to 1452 and encodes 483 amino acids. Lineage: Eukaryota; Fungi; Basidiomycota; Agaricomycetes; Agaricales; Agrocybaceae.
AUGUCUUUCACCACCUGUCUCCCGCAAGAAAUCCUCGAAGGAAUUAUAGACUUUCUGCACGAUGACCGCAGAAGCCUUCACGCAUGCAGCCUCGCAUCCCUCAAGCUCGUGACAGCAUCCCGACAUCAUUUGUAUUCAGAAACGACCAUUUCGUUCAGCAAAUUUCAGCGACUGUUGCUGUUACUAGACGCCCCUUGGAGCAGCCUCGCCAACACGAUCAUCAGACUCGUUAUAACGGGUGAAGAAAACCCCAAGAAAAGUGCACAAGAACGAUUGGCGCGAAAACGAGCUUUAAAAUUAGCUGGCGGCGGCGUGCGCAAGGAGCAUGUUUUCGAUAACCCUUCUCGCAUCCACGAGCGUCUGCAACGCGUGGGCUCCGUCCGCCUUUCCGGCAUCCCUUCAAAUGCUAUCCCAGACUCAUUUUGGGCUCUUUUGGCGGCGAUGAAAGGUGUCAAGGCCGUAGAGACGCAUCGGAUUGGCUUGCAAUGUCCACUGUCAUUCUUUCGAUUCGUUGCUUCGCUGCCGCUUUUAGCCAAGCUGUCAAUAUCACGGCCGACAAUCUCGACGGGCGCCACACGACUUGUGGCUUCACGGACACGGACACGGAUCUGCGAGGGCGGGGGCGUCGACUUUCUGUUACCGCAUACCGGGACCGGGCCCGCCAUUCAAAUGCCCUUGCUCGAUCUACGACGAACAUCUCAGCUCCCAACGCAGGAUCAAAGUUUGCAUGCCAGUACGGUCGCAGGCAUCUCAGUGCUGGAGUGGAUGCUGAUCCAAAAUCCGAGGCCAUCAGUGAAGACGCUCAGGCUAAAUCUCGACUAUGAGCAGGAGAUGCUCAGUCUGCUCUCAACGUAUCUCCAGAGCGCGGGGUCUCAAGUAGAGAACUUGUGUGUCGUCUUGCCGAGUUGUAUAACGGGUCUUCAUAAUAUGCCGUUGAUUGAGCUAAGCCAGAUUACCCGGAUCCAACACCUGCACGUUGAGGGGCUUUUCACGAGUCACGAUACCAGCACACACAUUCUCGAGCCAUAUUUCCGCGGACUUUUCGCUCAGCUCCUUUGUCCAUCGUCCUUGACGAACCCCGUGCAACGCGAUGCGGAGGUGGCUGCACCGUCUCCGCUUAUCUCCCAGCUCACAUUUACUCUUACCGUGGACGCGAAGAACGAAGCUUCAUUCUUCGGAAUGCCAGAUCACACCAUGCUGCAGACGUUUACGUGGUUUUCUUUGCCUGAGAUCAUUGAGGAGGUGUUGGCGCCGUUUCCGGAUGUGCUGCGCACGUUGCAGGUGCAGUUGAGAGUGCGGAUGGCGGGCGCGGUGUCGGACAGGGACCGGCUGUACAGCGAAGAUGUGAUCAGGGGAGGCGUCUGGAAGAAGUUUGCUGAACAGGGCCGGACUUUGCGUGUCGGGAUCUUGCCUAUGUUGGAUCGUGAGGGGGAUUACGAUGACUCUCCUUGA